This is a messenger RNA of Aedes aegypti (yellow fever mosquito), 950 nucleotides long. RefSeq lists its product as uncharacterized. The transcript has 3 exons. The record is from RefSeq and is a predicted model, not a curated record. Gene Ontology annotation, molecular function: zinc ion binding. Lineage: Eukaryota; Metazoa; Arthropoda; Insecta; Diptera; Culicidae. Gene Ontology annotation, cellular component: nucleus. The coding region runs from base 138 to 503 and encodes 121 amino acids.
AAGAACCGAAUGUCAUGUCCAUAAAAAUACCAUCACAGGCAGGAAAUUUCACGAGCAGCGGAGAAAAAACAGCUACAAUAACAAAGAAUUUUCUACUGAAAAAACUAGGAUUCCGUUCCUGGAAGUAACAACCAAAGAUGGUUCAGGACACCAACUUUAUCUGUCCACGUAUAUACAACGCCUGUAGGUUAUGCAAAAUUCGCGGAAAUCAACUGAAUAAAAUCAAUCAAGUUAUUUCCGACAAAAUCUACGAAUGCACCACAUUGAAGAUAAUCUCGACCCCUCAGUGCAAGGCCUUCAUCUGCGAUGGUUGCAAAGCGAAAAUUGACGAACACUAUCAGUUCAAAAUGCAGUGCAUAAGGAACGUCAAUUUGCAACGAUUCAAUAAUGGUUCGGUCGUUGCUGUUGCUGAGACUCCAGGCAGUACCACUGAAGGUAGUGAGCCCUCUGCGACAACUAGUGCACUAGUGGAAGCUAUUCCAACCAGCAGUAAGGUAGACUAGGUGGUUUCGGAAGGCUUUGACCCAAUUGUUCGAGUGUUAACUAUUAUAGUGAAGGAGAAUAUUGUUUUACAAGUUUUUCUAUUAUUUAGACUUAUAUUAUAUUAUGUAUAUGUUUUCGUUAGUGCUCUUCCGGUAGGAUUUCACAACGCUCUAUUUCUCUAAGAAACAGUUCAUACUGAUUGUGAUAUAUGUUUGGAUGUAGGAUUAAUCGGCCAAAAAACAUUCGAAUUCUUAAAUUCUCUAGUCCCACUUAAAAAAAACUGCUCGGAUACGACGCAGAUAGACGAGCUGAAUAUUUACUGGCCUGCCGCAACCAAAUAACCGAAAGAGAUGUUGUAUAUACAGAACCCUGCAGAGAUAUUGAGCUUAUGCUCUAGUGUGCAUAGGAUAAGCAUGUCCUAAAUUUGAGUUUUAGAAAUAAAGUUUUGUUCGAACUGAAAGAAAAAA